UUAAGUUUUAGAGAACACUUUAUAGGUUAUCUGAUAUUCAUAUCUAAUGUUAUUGAAAUUCUGAAAUGGAUAAAACUGAUGACUAUGAAAUUGAUCUUGAGGUACCAUUCCAAAGUCACAGAAUCGCAGAAAUUGCUUAUGAUGUAUUGAGAGUAGAUAAAGAACCUGCUAGAAGUGGUGUUACCAAGGUUUUACGGGUAGAGGAGGACAAAUUAAUAGCGCAUUUCUCUGCUACCCUGCCAAAGCAAUUGCGGGUGGCAGUAACUGGAUUUUUCGAAAAAUUGCAACUAAUAUCUGAAACUAUCGAACUUUUAGGACCUCCACUUAGUAACGAGUACAAUUACUAUUAACAAUGCCAGAGCAUACUCCUGCACCAACACCAAGUAGAGCUGUGUAUGGUUUUGUUAUGUAUCUUUCCUUUAGAAUAUUUUUCAUAGUUUAUGUUAUUUGGGCUGUCUUACCAGAGAAGUAUUUCAAAGCAGUUGGUAUAACAUUUCUUCCUCAGAGACAUUGGGCAAUAACAGUACCUGUUUACUUGUUAACAGUGCUCACUAUUGUUGCGUUUGUUAUUUAUCCAAGUUUAGGUCUUUGUAUGACACCAACGGUUGACGAUAUGAGGACGAUCAAAGAUAAAGUGGGGAGUAAAAAGAGACAUACUAAGGUACAUUUAGAUGGAGGAAGUAAUGGUAUAAGUACAAGUUGUGUAUGUAAAGAAAAAGAUAAAUGUUCUAAGCAAUUAUAUAAUAAAAUACAGCAUACAUUUGUAAAUAACACUAUUCCUAUUUUACAUGAUUUGGAAAUAUGGGAUGUAUCAGAUCACUUGUAUUUAAAUAGUUAGCAUUAGAUAGGUUUUUAUAUAUGUUAAAAAUUCAAAUAAACCAUUUUUUGGAA
Diabrotica balteata is the source of this 891-nucleotide messenger RNA. The record is from the annotation of a GenBank genome assembly. NCBI's taxonomy places the organism in Eukaryota, Metazoa, Arthropoda, Insecta, Coleoptera, Chrysomelidae.